This is a messenger RNA of Sporothrix brasiliensis 5110, 1758 nucleotides long. RefSeq lists its product as uncharacterized. The transcript has a single exon. Bases 1 to 1758 code for a protein of 585 amino acids. Gene Ontology annotation, cellular component: mitochondrion. Gene Ontology annotation, molecular function: pyrimidine nucleotide transmembrane transporter activity. The record is from RefSeq and is a predicted model, not a curated record. Lineage: Eukaryota; Fungi; Ascomycota; Sordariomycetes; Ophiostomatales; Ophiostomataceae. Gene Ontology annotation, biological process: pyrimidine nucleotide import into mitochondrion.
AUGUCGGGGCAUGUGCCGAGAGGCCGUGCUGCCGAGGAGAAUAGGAUUCAUGAUGCCAAUGUGAGCGGUGGAGGUCGGAGCGACAACGACACCAACAGCAGCAGCAAUAGCAGCCGUAAUAGCAGCACCGCGACAGCGAGCUUCACCGCAUCGCCGCCGCCAAUACCGCCGACCUCACAAGCCUUGUUGGACAGCACCAGAACCCCUGCCCAGCCGAGCGAUGGAGAUGUAAGGCCAGCCCGUGCGACAGCGAGCACCGCAACGCCUUCGACACCCGCGCCGACGGCGAUCUCAUCCUCUCCGAUUCCCUCCGAUACCGUUCCACCCGUCUUGGAACCGAUCACUGCUGCGCCCGCGUCUCCAGAUUCUCCUUCUUCCUCUGACCCGUCGACUACACAUCCUGCAUCGCAUCCGUUUGCCGAGCGCUUCUUGCCUUCGCAUGUCGACGCUUCUCACGUUAUCUCCUCCGCCGCACCCACGUCAUUACCAAUCGAGCUUCCCGCCAUCCGCGCCGAGAAUGUCCCGACACCACUCGCCUCAUCCCCUACCUCCGAAUCUCUGCCCUCGUCUGCCACGACACCCCCGUCGUACACGCCGGGCAACCCAACCUCUGCAUACGCAGCCAAUUUGCACCUGCUGACGCCCUUCCAGCGUUGGACGCUCCGCGCGUCGGAAUCGCAGUUCAAUGCUCUGGCCGGCGCCGUGGGUGGGUUUACGUCGGGCGUGUUUACGUGCCCGCUCGACGUGAUCAAGACGAAACUGCAGGCGCAGGGCGGAUUUGCAGCCAUGCACCGCCAAGCCAGUGCCACGGGGGCAGCAGCAGCAGCAGCCGGCCAGAGCCACCACAGACUAUACAAUGGCCUGGUCGGCACCGCACGGGUCAUCUGGCGCGACGAGGGUGUCCGUGGCCUGUACCGCGGCCUGGGUCCCAUUAUCAUGGGAUACCUGCCCACCUGGGCCGUGUGGUUUACCGUUUACAACAAGAGCAAGAGCGUUAUGAGCGAGCGGUACCACAUUGAAAACACCUUUGUGAUCAACUUUUGGUCAUCCGUCGUGGCCGGCGCGAGCAGCACGAUUGUGACGAACCCGAUCUGGGUGAUCAAGACGCGGCUCAUGUCACAGAUGCCGCGCGGCCCGCCGGGCACCGUCGCCCCCGCCACAGGAGGCACGCCGACCUCCCGCCCCACGAUCUCGACGCCCUGGCACUACCGGUCGACGCUCGACGCCGCGCGCAAAAUGUACACGACCGAGGGCGUGCUGUCGUUCUACUCCGGCCUCACCCCCGCGCUGCUGGGCCUGACGCACGUCGCAGUGCAGUUCCCUGCCUACGAGUACUUCAAGACCCAGUUCACGGGGCGGGGCAUGGGCGAGUCGCCGAGCGAGGGCGAGGCGCCCGCGCACUGGCUGGGCAUCUUGUCGGCCACGAUCCUGUCCAAGGUCCUGGCCAGCAGCCUGACGUACCCGCAUGAAGUGAUCCGGACACGGCUCCAGACGCAACGACGGCAGGCCACCAAGGCGGCCGCACAGACCGGUGGCGGUGCAGCAAGCGCACAGGAUGCGCCGCGCUACCGGGGCAUCGUGACGACGUUUCGGACGAUCCUGCAAGACGAGGGAUGGCGGGCAUUCUAUGCCGGGAUGGGCACCAACAUGAUGCGCGCAGUGCCUGCAGCGACGGUGACGAUGCUGACGUAUGAGUACGUCAUGCGGUCGCUUAAGCGGACACGGCAAGACGCACGACACACCGUCGAGGGCCGUUAA